Lotus japonicus is the source of this 1048-nucleotide messenger RNA. RefSeq names its product thaumatin-like protein 1. The transcript is spliced from 3 exons. Gene Ontology annotation, biological process: defense response. Gene Ontology annotation, cellular component: extracellular region. Lineage: Eukaryota; Viridiplantae; Streptophyta; Magnoliopsida; Fabales; Fabaceae. Bases 129 to 860 code for a protein of 243 amino acids. The record is from RefSeq and is a predicted model, not a curated record.
AAGUACUAGAUAAGACCAAGUACUGCGAUGCCUCCUCAAUGUAGUAUAUAUAUAACACCUUCUUCACCAUUGGUUUCAUUACGAAGAACACUAGAAUCUCAAUAUUAGAAAGAAAAAAAAAAUCAUCCAUGGAAAUCCAAGCUUUGUUGUCUCUCAUUCUUUUGAGCCUUUGUGCCUUAGGGGUUCACUCAGCCACAUUCACAUUCACAAACAAUUGUCCCUUCACUGUCUGGCCAGGAACCUUAACAGGUGCAGGCAAACCACAACUAUCAUCAACCGGCUUUGAACUUGCUCCCCAGGGUUCUUCUUCCUUGGAUGCUCCUGAUGGAUGGUCAGGUAGAUUAUGGGGAAGGUCUCAAUGUUCUACCUCUUCAUCAGGACAAUUUACAUGUGGAACAGGAGAUUGUGCCUCUGGCCAAAUCACAUGCAAUGGUGCAGGUGCAGUUCCCCCAACAUCACUAGUGGAACUCACUCUAGCUUCAGAUGGGGGCCAAGAUUUCUAUGAUGUGAGCCUUGUUGAUGGCUUCAAUUUGCCGCUUUCAUUGACCCCACAAGGCGGCAGCGGCGGAUGCAGUUCCACUAGUUGCUCUGUCAAUGUGAAUUCAGUGUGUCCUCCAGAAUUGGCUGUUAAAGGCUCUGAUGGGAGUGUCAUUGCUUGCAAGAGUGCAUGUUUGGCUUUCAAUAGGCCAGAUUAUUGUUGCACAGGGAGUUUUGGUAAUCCUCAGAGUUGCCCACCAAGUAACUACUCAAAAGUCUUCAAGGGACAGUGCCCUCAAGCUUAUAGCUAUGCUUAUGAUGAUAAAUCUAGCACCUUCACAUGUUCUGGGAGACCUAACUAUGCCAUCACUUUCUGUCCAUGAGAUAGAGCUAGGAUUCAACUUUCAUUGUAUUGUUCAAUAGUGAAACUUAUUUUUAGAAAAAAAAAAUCAGUAGUGAACAAUACAAUGAAAUAUUUUAUUUGAAGUAUGCAUUUUGCUUUUAUAAUAAAAUGUCAUUUUGAUCCUUCAAAAUGUAAUAGCUAGUUAAUCAUUUUAAUUUCUGAAAUAAA